Molecule: messenger RNA, 1359 nt
Organism: Didymosphaeria variabile
Lineage: Eukaryota; Fungi; Ascomycota; Dothideomycetes; Pleosporales; Didymosphaeriaceae
Exons: 1
Coding region: 1-1359 (452 amino acids)
Biological process (GO): transmembrane transport
Cellular component (GO): membrane
Molecular function (GO): transmembrane transporter activity
Source: RefSeq, a predicted model, not a curated record
AUGGCCUGCGAUGCAUACUACUCUGAGCAUGAUGUUUUACAUCCGCCAAAAGACCGCUGCGCGCUUCGGGAGAUUGAAUCGCGGACCGCGCGGGAAGUUGCAAUUAUUGGAAUGUCGACGACACUUUUCGGUGUCGCAAAUUUACUGGUCGCUGCGUGGUGCAUCAAAAGACUGGGUGUCAAAACUGCGUUGUUGAUCCAAAUAUUCUGGCCAGCCGUGCGAUUGGCAAUACAGAAUUGGGGUGCAAUGACGGGCGGGGCAAGAGGUAUCUUGAUCAUGCAGGCGAGUCAAAUUAUCACUAUUGUGGGGGGCCCGAACGGGUACGUCCUCGCACUGAAUUCCUUCGUCACGGAUGUCGUCAAUCCAGAGGCACGGACAGGAGCACUGGGUCAGAUCCAAGGUUGCAUGAUGCUAGGUGCGGCCGUUGGCUUUCUUGUCGGAGGUGUUGUUGGUGAUGCCUUCGGCAUCCUAGCACCCUUCCGCAUAACACUCUUGCUCUUUCUGCUGUGCUGCGUAUACGUUGCGCUUGCAUUGCCAGCACUACCUAUCGACAAGAAAAACACAGGUACGAGAAAGAAGCCCGUAGGACUUAUGCGCUUCUUUGGACCGCUGGGAAUUUUCGCACCUCAGAAGUGGACGCUGCGAGAUGGACGCACCAGCAGGCAAUAUGGUGCGCUGAUGCUGGGCAUAGGCGUGUUCCUGGCUAUACUUGCGACCGGAUAUCUCAACACCCUGCUGCAGAUGUAUGCCACCACUGCAUUUGGCUUUGGCACUUCGGCCAAUGGGUACUUGAUCUUCAUGUACUCCUCUUUACGAGGAUUGUACCUGUACCUAGCUUUUCCACGCAUCAUCAAUAUCGGUCGCAGGUGGCUACAGCCUCCCAAUGGCGAAGCAACCAAGAUCGAGACAGCGGCAUCAGAGCCCGCGGGAACAUCACCAAAUGAGGUCGAGAUUGCGGAUCCUAUGGACGCUGAGACCGAACCACUCAACCCGCCACAGCGCGAGAAUGAGGAGGAGACUUUUGCAUUCGACUUACUCUAUGCGCGAUGCAGCUUGCUCGUGGACGGUAUUCUAACCGGCCUCUGCGUCUUCGUAUCGGAAGGGUGGCAGAUGUAUAUUGUAGCGGUUUUGUUACCGCUCGCAGCAGGCACAGGAUCUGCAUCUAAGGGUAGUAUAUUGCAGAUGAUUCCGAGCAAAGACCGUGUGGAUGCUUUGAGUGGCAUUACGCUCGUGGAAAACAUUGCGCGGUUGUCGACUAGUAAGUAUACAUCCACAUUCUUUUCAUUACACGGUGUCAAGAAAGCUGACAAUGAGAAGUCUCGGUGUUCGGAUUCGUAUUCGCCGCUUUGGCGGAAGUAG